Molecule: messenger RNA, 3900 nt
Organism: Cheilinus undulatus (humphead wrasse)
Lineage: Eukaryota; Metazoa; Chordata; Actinopteri; Labriformes; Labridae
Product: E3 ubiquitin-protein ligase TRIM39-like
Exons: 2
Coding region: 75-1694 (539 amino acids)
Molecular function (GO): zinc ion binding; protein binding
Source: RefSeq, a predicted model, not a curated record
GUGUCAGGGAGCACAAACAAUCUCAUACGGGGUCUUGCCCGCUUUAUGCCACAACACAAAGAAAGAAACAAGAUAUGGCUGCUGUGCUGUCUGAAGAGCAGCUACUUUGCCCCAUCUGUCUGGAUUUGUUAAACCAACCUGUCUCUACUCCUUGUGGGCACAACUUCUGCAGAGAGUGCAUACAAGGAUACUGGCAGAGUGCUAAUCUGUCACAGUGCCCAGUGUGCAAGCAGAGGUUCUACAGAAAGCCUGAGCUCAAGGUUAACACCUUCAUAUCUGAGGUCGCUUUGCAGUUCAAGAAGUCGUUGCAGGAAAAUGAAGCUGAUAAGCAUUAUUCAGGAGUUUCAUGUGAUGUUUGUGUUGGGAAAAGAGUUCAAGCUUUUAAAUCCUGCCUGGACUGUUUAGCCUCCUUCUGCAAGACUCAUCUAGAGCCACAUCAUGUCCUAGGCACCUUCAAGAAACACCAACUCAUUGAGCCAACGCUGAACAUGCAAGACAGAGUGUGUAAGAAGCAUGGGAAACUCUUGAGCCUGUUCUGUCACACUGAUGAGACUUAUGUGUGCGACAUCUGCAUUAAGAAAGACCACAGCACUCAUCACACUGUAUCUAUAGAAGCUGAGAGCAGAGGCAAGAGGGCUCAGAUUUUGGGGAUGAAUGCUGAAAUGGAAGAAAUGAUUGACGACCGACUGCAGAAGAUCAGCGGCAUCAAUCAAACUGUCAAGUUCAGCACACAAAACACAGAAAAUGAGCUUGAAGAGACUCUAAAAGUUUUCAGCAAAAUUCUCCAUCUUGUCCAGAGAGGCCAAGCUGAGGUGGUGGAUGUUAUCGGCUCAAAACAGCGGCUAAUCGAAAGCAACGCGAGGCAACUCAUCGCAGAGCUAGAGCAGGAGAUCACAGAGCUAAAGCGUAGAAAUGCUGAGCUGGAGCAGCUCUCACGCACCGAAGACAAGCUCUUCCUUCUCAAGAGCUUUCCAGCUUUCUCAAAGCCACCAGCCACCAAAGACUGGCCCGAUACAUGCAUAGAGAGGGCUGUUUAUGUUGGCACACUGAGGAGAGCAGUCAGGAGAGUGGCAUGCCAGCUGGAGGAGAUGGUAAAAGCUGAGGUGAAGAGGCUAUGUGAGGCCGAAUUCCGGAGAGCUCAGCAGUGCGCCGUAGACGUGACGCUGGAUCCUGAUACGGCUCAUCCCAAACUGGUGCUGUCUGAAAACAGGAAACAGGUUUAUCAUGGGGAUGUAGCGCUAAGCCUUCCAGACAGCCCGAAGAGAUUCUACCCCGGUGUCAGCGUCCUGGGGAAGGAGGGUUUUUCCUCUGGAAGGUUCUACAUCGAGGUCCAGGUGAAAGGGAAGAAGGAGUGGGAUGUUGGAGUUGCGCUGGAAUCUGUCAGCAGGAAAGGAGGAAAUACGCUGAAUCCUGAAAAUGGCUACUGGGCCAUGGGGAUGAGACAGGGGGAGAGCUACUGGGCUCUUAGCACCACUCCUAUCCAUUUGCCGCUGGUGGAAAAGCCACAGAAAAUCGGGGUGUAUGUUGAUCUAGAGGGGGGGCAGGUUUCUUUUUACAAUGUGGACUCUGCUUCUCAUAUAUACUCAUUUACAGGAUACGCAUUCAAUGAACAACUUUUCCCCUACUUCAACCCUCGGCGUAAUCACAGUGGAGUCAACUCUGCUCCCCUGAUCAUCCUGCCUGUCAAUGUGUAAAAUCUGCAAAGCCACUGGAAGCAGAUGUCCACAAUAACUUUAUAACAUUGCUAUUUAGGGCAGUGGGUCCUGGAGCACCCGGUCCCCUUACACUUGUAUCCAAAAAAAGCUGACCCACAUAAAAUAGGAUACAUCGCUUAAAUUUACUUGGAUUUUAACUGAUUUAAUUGUGACAUCAACUUCAAGUGUGGUUGCACACUCCUGAAAAUGUAUUGAAAAUUUCAGGAGAACUGCCCCUAAAAUGCUCCAGAGUUGGCGGUUCACAUAUGCAGGAGUGGGAGAUUUUCCUUGCCGGACGGCAGGGGGUCGGACAGUCUGAGGAGCCAGCACGUAAAAAAGAAAGAUGUGAAUGAAGUAACAGGAUCCUCUGUACUUCAUCAGCCCUGUCUACUCUCCUGUAGCAAAUUUCCGUGGAUAUGUUCACACAUCAGCUCUGCAAAUGCCACGAAUUGUACUAAAAAGUUGACGGGUAACGGUCUGUGUAAAAUUGGUCUGUUUUUGUAGCUCACCCAGGAAAAAAAAUAGUUUUUUGCAUAUGUGAAUAGGGCCUAGUGCUUUCACACGUGUGGAGAAUGUCUGAAAAUUGUCUUAAUUUUUCUUUGUGAGCUGCUUUAUGUUGAUAAAUCAAUCAAUCAAUCAACUGUUUUUUGUCUAGCACCAAUUUAUAACCGAAGUUAUCUCAUGACACUUAACAAAGGGGGCAGAUCCGGGCAGUACUCUCUGUUGUGGCCAAUAAUGUGGCCUAUAGACCAGUGUAGGUCAUUAAUAUCAUAAUUAAAGACCAGCGUUAAUUAACGGUGCAAUUAGGCAUGCAAACAGCCUAAUUUUUUCACCCAGACUAGAUUCCACCCUCCAUCACCCCAUCCCUGUCUUACAGGGAAAACUUCCCAAUAUGAGGGAAAAGUGUGAACAAACACUGCACUGUAUUGAUAAAUGGACUUGAGCUUGUAAAGUGCUUUUCUGAUCAUCUGACUACUAGGGGUGGGAAUCACUAAUGGCCCCAUGUUGAUAUUAUCACGAUACUUAUGCCAUGAUCCAUUAUUAUUGUGUUUUUAAACAUUUUGCAACACACAGAGUAUUGCAAUACCAUACAAUGCAGUAUAUUGCUAUCUAUACCAUUUUUCAACUCUUUAGCUGAUUUAGUAUUAGCCUUGCCUUCAUUUUGAUCAUAUUACUGCAGUAUUUUAUUUUCAUGCGGCACUCCUUGCAGACCCCAUGUGUCAUGUCCAUGUUUUUCAUGCCCUGUUUGCAUUCCUAAUGUCCUUUACCUGGCGUUUCCAUAUUGGUUGUACUAACUUGACCGUCACCUCUGCGGACCUCACUGGACAAAGGGUGCAACAGCAUCAUCAAGUGGACAGAAAAGCAACUGAUGCUGUUUAUCCAGUAUCAUAGACUUCAGUUCAUAUUAGCAAUUAAUUUGAAAUAAACUAAUACUAGGUGGAUUAUACAAUAUGAUAUAUCGCUUCACAAAAUAUCGCAAUGCUAUGCUGUAUCGAUUUUUUCGCUCACCUGAGAGAUGAUCAUCUACCGUCACCCCAUUAUUUCACGUAAAAUGUGCAAAUCUCAUUUUGACAGACUGUUUACUCAGUUUCAUUAAACGUUUUGUAAUUAAGUUGUGCAGGUCAGAUUCAUCUGAAAAUGCAUGUAUGAAACAUGUUUUAGCCUCUGAGUGACACAAAGAAACUGAGAAGAAAAGACCAUUCUGGCAAUGUGAACACAGAGCUGAGAACAAAAAAACAAUAGGAAAUUUGACUUAAGUCUUUAAUUUAGAUAGUCACAAACUCAUGAUAUUUUUAGCUAGUUAAAAUGCUGCAUGCUCUGUCUUUAAGCAUGGCAUCUAUCGAUUUUUUAAAAUUAUAAUCUGUAGCUUUGAGAAUAAACAUCUAAACUCAUGUUGUGUAUACUAGAUUAAUUGAAAUGAAUCUUUUUCAUGUUUUCCUCUGAACAGACUCAGAUUACUUAAAAAUUUUUAGGGCUGCACUUUGCCGUUUUUUUCUUAAGUUUUCUGAUAGUUAUGAAUGUUUGAUAUAACUCAUAUUUAUGAUCAAUGUUAUAUUACUUUUUAUGAUCAGUUAUUUUACUUUUUAAGAUCCAAACAGUUAGAGCCUAGCUGUGGCUUGCAUGCCUUAACUAUCCUUUUUACUCUUCGUGUUUAAUUCAGAGUUAGUACAAGUCUAGUGUGAUGUUUGUUGCUCUUUUUGCUUUA